Rhagoletis zephyria (snowberry fruit fly) is the source of this 1305-nucleotide messenger RNA. RefSeq names its product protein still life, isoforms C/SIF type 2-like. The record is from RefSeq and is a predicted model, not a curated record. Lineage: Eukaryota; Metazoa; Arthropoda; Insecta; Diptera; Tephritidae.
CAUAUGUGCCCAACAAAAUUGCAUCGUCCUGCAACAGCAAUGCUGCUACUGUUAUUACUGCAUCCCAGCAUCCAAGUGUCAGCUACAAAGAUGGCGCAUGCCCCCAACCAUCGGCGGCGGCGGCGCUUAUUUCGCCUCUUUCUCUGCCAGUCGCUUCUACUACUUUGCUGCGUUCGCGCAUACCCGGCAACACCCUGUACUAUGUUUGAGUUCCUGUGCGUCUAAAUGUUUGUCCUUUGGCCGGUCGCCAUGCGCCACCAUCUGCUCUCCUGAUUUUGUAAAUUGUCUACAUGCGAAAAGUUCAGCGCCGCUUGGUUUCUAUACGCCUGUGAAAGCACCCAUCGAUAACCUCUUUCAAUUGGGCGUAACGCGUGCACCUAACGGUAAUGGACAUCACGCCUACAAUAAAACAUCAACGCCCACAACCAAUGGUACCACCGCCACACAAAAUGGUCAAAGUAAUGGUGGUGGUGGUGGUGGUGGUGUCAACAGCAAUGGUAGCAACAAUGGCGGUGGUAACAGUGAAGGUGGCGCAGACGAGGGCGAGGAGACAGCCGAAAGUUUGCAAUACAUCAAGCCGGCGAAUGAUGAUCUCACCAUAGCGUACAGUGAAGGCACGCAGAAGACAGAUUUGCUAUAUUGAAUUGGAACGAAACCGGGCGAAGCAGGACGAGCAGUGGUAAACAGCGCAGCCGCAAAGCAGAAAAGUAGGCAAUCGAGCGUAAAAAAGGGGUUUGAGGAAGCUGAUUAUUUGAAAAGUAGCGUGCAACUGCAAGGCAGCAGUAUUCAGUGGAUUUUUUUUGCAGCCGAAGAGAGAGAGAGAGCUUUGCUUCCUGUGGCCGGCAGCAGUCGCACGUAUGCAGGGCAGGAGCAGUGUUGCACAUUUUGAAAAUUGUUCAUAUUGGAGCAACACACAAGUUAUAUAGUAAGCUAGUUUAUAAGUCGUCUAGGCGUGCAUUUUUCUUUAAUAAUUAUAUUUAGCAUUUUUUUUAUUUUAUGAUUUUUUUUGUUCUUUACUCUUGCGAUAAUAAUUUAGUAAUAUGCAGUUUUUUUUGUUUGAUAAAUACUAUAUUCCAUUGCACUUUUUAUGUGUGCUUGUAAAAUUAAUGCAAUGCAAAUUUUUUGUCUGUUAUUAAUAUAAAAACAAAAAAAAUUUAAAAAUACAAAAAAAAAUUAUGAAUAAAUAAUAAAAAAGUCUGUUUAGCUUACAGAGAAAUUCCGAAAAUUAAUUGUAAUAGAUAUACUUCAUAUGUUGUGUAUGUAGCAUUAGAGCGUGGCGCCAAAAAAGCAUAUAUGCUGUAGUGA